Molecule: messenger RNA, 10003 nt
Organism: Portunus trituberculatus (swimming crab)
Lineage: Eukaryota; Metazoa; Arthropoda; Malacostraca; Decapoda; Portunidae
Product: NPC intracellular cholesterol transporter 1-like
Exons: 24
Coding region: 133-4899 (1588 amino acids)
Cellular component (GO): membrane
Source: RefSeq, a predicted model, not a curated record
CUUGGCGACACGAGGGAGGGUAGUAGUCGCAUCUCAUCUUAACAUUUUAGUGUAUCCCGUAUUUACCACCCUCCUAGACCCUGUGAUGGUUACGGGGUAGAAGUGAGACUCAGAACUGGUAGAAGUGCGUGUAUGCCUGGUAGCUGGAGGCGGAGAGACCGGGAGAGGAGCUGGGAGAGAGAGGAGAAGAGAACAAGAGUCAAAAUGGAUCUUUCUCCGCUCCGUGUGUUGAGAAAAUCACCUUUAUUUCUCACUGCUGUGCUCUGCCUCGCAUUAUUCUGCCCCGUGCAGGGUGAAGGUGGCGGCGGCGGUGGUGGUGGUGGUGGUGGACAAUGCAUUUGGUACGAGCACUGCGGGAAGAACGAGAAGGGCGUCCUCAGCUGCUCUUACAAUGGCGCCCCCAAGUCAUUGACGGGGCCCGGCCUGGAUGUCCUCGCUAAGACGUGUCCCGAGCUGGUGGAGGAGUUUUCGACAGAAGAUGGCCAGCUGAACACUUGUUGCGACGCUAACCAGGUCAACAUUCUCAGCAACUCCAUCAACUUGCUCAAGAUGUUCCUGAAUCGGUGCCCGGCCUGCCUGAGGAACCUUCGCAUCCCUUUCUGCUACAUGACGUGUGCUCCCAACCAGGCCGAGUUCCUCCAGCCAGUGGUAAAGGAAGCAGCCAACUUCUCCGCCAAGAGAGGAAAGGAAAUGGUGACAGAUAUCAAAUUCUACAUUUCUAAGGACUUUGUAGAUAAGCUGUACGCCUCUUGCCGCGAUGUCUUGGCUCCGUCCACCAAUAGCAGAGUGAUGGGUCUGUUCUGUGGGCACUGGGGCGCUGCACAGUGCACGGGCUCUCGCCUCUUUGACUACCUGGGAGACUUUGAGAAGAAUGAGCACACUCCCAUCAACAUUCAGUACCAGUAUCUCAAGGACACCUCGGAGAUCCCUGAAGGCGUCAUCCCACUCAACCGAACUGUCCAGCCCUGUGAUAAGGACCUUGGGGAGAGCAUGGCGUGUUCAUGUGCGGACUGCCACAGCUCCUGCCCCAUCAUCCCCGACACGUGGGACGCUCCUGGUGAACCUUGGAUCAUGUUUGGGUACGACGGUCUAGCGGUGGCGAUGGCGCUCACUGCUAUCCUCUUCUCCAUCACCUUCCUGGUCAUCUUUGCCUAUUGCCACAAGAGGAACAAGAGAUACACAGCUGUGAUGGUGGAGCGCAGCAUGAGGCACCCUGAGGAGAUCCGCACCGCCGUGGGCCGCCGCCUGGCCAACCUGUCCGUCACCCAGGCACAGUACGCUGGCGAGGACGAGAACUCACUCCUGCACGGCCGCCCCACCAUGGAGAUGCCGGAGAUAGUGAUGCACGAUGAGCUGUCCCUGUCUGAACGCAUCACCAACUGGACCCAGACUACUGUGGACCACCUCUUCACCAAGUGGGGCACCCUGUGUGCGUGUCACCCCUGGAAGGUGAUGGGCAUCGGUCUCAUCCUGGCUAUCUCGCAGUGUGUCGGGAUAUUCUUCUGGCAGAUCACCACCGAUCCUGUUGACCUUUGGGCCGCCCCCAACUCCCGCUCCCGCAUUGAGAAGAACUACUACGACGAAAACUUUGAGCCUUUCUACCGCACGGCUCAGAUCUUCAUCCGUCCGCUGGGCAUUGAGAGUUUUGAGUCGGGGAAUGACACGUAUGGCCCCGUGUACAACAAGACCUUCCUGAUGGAGGUGCUGAGACUGCAGAACUACCUGGCCAAUGAGCUGGUGGCCACAGUUGGGGAGCAGGAGGUGCGGCUGUUUGACAUCUGCAACAAGCCCAUGGCACCUGACAAUGAGAAUUGCAACAUCCAGUCCAUCCUCAACUUCUGGCAGAACAGUGAAGGGAAACUGAAGAAAUCCAGUGAAGAGCAUGCCAAGAAGUGCAUGAGCAAUGCCUUCCAGACAGAGUGCAUGGGGAGCUACGGUGGUCCUGUGCUGCCUCACGUGGCGCUGGGUGGCUUCCUGGAUGACAAUGAAACCCUCACUGACAACCCCAACUACCUCAAGGCGGACACUCUCGUCAUCACCUUCCCCAUCAACAACUACUUUAACAAGUCCCUCCUCAAACCAGCGCUGGCCUGGGAGAAAGCGUUCAACAAUUUCCUCAUCAACUACACCCACCCCAUGAUGGACAUCGCCUUCCGCUCAGAACGCUCCAUUGAGGACGAGCUGCUGAGGAUGAGCAAGUCCGACCUGCCAACUGUCAUCAUUUCCUACGUCAUCAUGUUCCUGUACAUCGCCCUGGCACUCGGACACACCAACCAGCUCACACGCCUCCUGAUCUCCACCAAGGUGACGCUGGGCCUGGGUGGCGUCCUUAUUGUGCUGGUGUCUGUGUGUGCAGCUGUUGGCUUCUAUGGCUAUGUGGGCGUCCCCUGCACCAUGCUGAUCAUUGAGGUGAUCCCGUUCCUGGUGUUGGCGGUGGGUGUGGACAACAUCUUCAUCCUGGUGGAGGCGUACGCUGACCUGGACCGCAAUGAGGAUGACACACGGCCGCAGCUGAUUGGCCGGGCGGUGGGGGCAGUGGGGCCGUCCAUGCUGCUCUCCUCCAUCUCUCAGUCCUGCUGCUUCUUCUUGGGUGCCUUGUCGGACAUGCCAGCAGUGCAAGCGUUCGCCAUGUAUGCCGGCAUGAGUCUGCUGAUCAACUUUGUGCUGCAGAUGACCCUCUUUGUCUCACUAUUUUCCCUGGACGUCAUGAGGGAAGAGGACAACCGCUUUGACGUGUGUUGCUGCAUCCGCCAGAACAAGGUGGAGAGGGACACAGAGACCAGGUUCCUGCACAAGCUGUUUGAGACGACAUAUGCACCGUUCCUGAUGAAGCCAUGGGUGCGGGCCGUGGUGAUCGUGGCCUUCAUGUUCUGGGUGUGCACGUCGGUGGCCAUGGUGCCACACAUUGAGAUCGGCCUAGAGGAGGAGCUGUCAAUGCCGGAUGACUCAUAUGUCCUCAAGUACAUCGAGUACCUCAAGAAGUUUGGGUGUGUGGGUCCCCCGGUGUACUUUGUCCUCAAGGAUGGCUACAACUUCACUGACCUGGACAUGCAGAAUAAGAUAUGCUCGCACUUAGGCUGCAACAAAGACGCCUUGCUCAUCCAACUGAAGCUCGCCUCUCAGAUUCCCAACAGGACCUACAUUGCUGUGCCGUCAUCUGCCUGGAUCGACGACUACUUUGAGUGGUCUGUGGAGGACAAGCGCUGCUGCCACAAGGACGAGAAUGGCACCUUCUGUCCACGGGAGAUGGAGGACUACAGCAAUGACAAGGUGCUCGACAUGGAGGAGGAAGAAAAACCAGAUUACAGUGACGGGGUGGACUUUGAUGAAAUGUUUAACAACUUAUACGAUUAUGAUUAUACUUACGGGGACUUGGACCUGGAGUAUGACAUUAUAGACAACCCCAAGCACAAGCACAAGCAGCACAAACAGCACAAGCAGCCCAAGCCAGCAUACAUCGAGGACAUCUACAACUAUGACUACAGUUAUGGUGACAUGUCGGUGGAUUACAACAGUGGCAUGCCUCCCAAGGGAGAACAUGAGGUGUCCGGUGACGACGGCUGGCCUAGCAACAGCAAGGACCCCUCAGAGACAGGCAGGGCUCACAGGAAACACCACAAGGAGCCCACCACCCCGGCCUGCCAGCCCUGCAACAUCAACAUCCUGCCCAACAACCCCUUCCGCCCUGAGCCUGAGUUGUUCAACCAGUACUUGCCCAUGUUCCUGAAGGACAACCCUGAUAUGUACUGCCCCAAGGCUGGACAUGCAGCGUAUGGACAGAGUGUGAAGAUCCACUAUGAUGAGUCAGGGAACCCCAUCACCGGUGCCAGUGUAUUCAUGACAUACCACACAGUCCUGCGCAACAGUUACCAGUUCUAUGAGGCGCUGCGCUCAGCCCGGGCCAUCGCUGACAACAUCACCCGAACCCUCAACCUGGUGGAGAAGGAUGGCAAGCUAGUGCCAAGCGGGGAGACCAGAUAUGAGGUGUUCCCUUACAGUGUGUUCUACGUGUUCUUUGAGCAAUACCUCACCAUCUGGGAGGACACGGUGAGGAUGCUGGGGAUCUCCGUGGUGGCAGUGUUCUUCAUCGUGCUAUUCAUGAUGGGCUUUGACUUUGCCUCCUCCUUCAUCAUCCUGGUGAUGGUGGUACUCAUCCUCACCAACAUGGGUGGACUCAUGUACAUGUGGAACAUUUCCCUCAAUGCGAUCUCCCUUGUCAACCUCAUCGUCGCCAUUGGCAUCUCAGUGGAGUUCUGCUCCCACACCACACGUGCCUUUGCCGUGAGUGAGGCCGACACGCGCAUCAUGAGGGCACAGAAAUCCUUGGUGCGCAUGGGACCCUCGGUGCUGUCUGGCAUCACCCUCAGUGACAUGGGUGUGGUGGUGCUCGCCUUCGCUAACUCCAAGAUAUUCCAGGUGUACUACUUCAGAAUGUACUUUGGAAUGGUAGUGAUUGGGGCGCUGCACGGCCUCAUCCUGCUGCCCGUCCUGCUCAGCUUUGUUGGUCCCUCAAGGCGUGUGGUCCGCAGCAACAUGCCAGACCGAGCGGCCAACCCCAGUGGCUCCGUUAAGCUGGAGGACAUGAUUGUGGACGACCAGGAGCGGCAAUGUCUCACAGCGACACACACGGCUACCAUCAACACAGCGCCGCCCAAGUCCAGCAGCAGCAGCAGCAGCAGUGGCAGUUACCACUCCAGCACCCUGGACAACCCCAAGAAGAACACGCUGACCAACUCCGUCAAGAGCUCGCCGAGGAAAGGCAGCCGCAUGUCCCUCAACCACAACUAUGACGACAUGGAGGACCUCAACAAGAAGAGCACUCCCUCCCGACACUCGUACACUCUGUCUCGCCACUCACUGGCCAAGACGGAUGAGGAGCUAGAGAAGCUGGAGGAAUGAUGAAUCUGGUUUGUGUACAUCAGUGGCCAUUUCAUCAUUUGUGACUUUAUUUUUUUUCAUUUUUUUUUAUUUUGAAGUGGAGCAAAACAAAAAGCUAAGUCUGUGCAAAGUGAAGGAAAGUGAAGCAUUGUUUUGCUGCUGCUCCAUUCAGAACAGCAUGGAAUUAGCAAGGUUAGUCCAAGUUUCCAAGUUUUUUGAGAGACCAGUGAAGGUUGUCCAGUGAGAUGAAGAUGAGUCAUGGCAUGCUGUGGGAGUGUUUCAGUACUCUUGCUGUGCUGGAGUGUACAAUGCAGAGGAGACACUUCCUGCUCACUCUGCUGUCCGGGUGGGAUGCCGGCGGGAAAAUGUGUGUGCAAGCCGAGACACCACAAAACUAAACAGGAACUAGUCUGGCAAGGCUAAGAGAGGCUGGUCCAGUGAAGCAUAUCAGUGAACUCUGUCUCAUGUGCAGAUGUGAGUCACUUCAGCCUCUUUCAGGGUAUGUGUCCGUGUGUGUGUGUGUGUGUGUCGGUGUGUGUGCGUGGCAGCAAGAGGUCUGCACCAUGCCACGGGGGAUGCUGUUCUUCCUGAGGUGGACACAGAUGUGGUUUGUUUGGAAAGUGUUAUUGUGGAACAUUCCAGUCAGGUGGUCCUGCCAAGAUGUGACACACUUGGUAUAGAAUUGCUAAUUUAUUUGUAUUGCAAUAAGUUUUGAAAAUAGUUUUGCUCAAGAUAACUUAACCAUUGCUAAUUAUCCUCUGUGUUCCUAUUAUGUGUUAUUUCCAGUCAAGUGAUUUAGUAUUUAUUUGUACUUGUAUGUUUGUUUUUCCUGUACUUGUGAACCAUGACACGCCGUAUUAUUCUGCGCCAAGAAUGGAUGACCCGGUGCGUCUGUGUUGAUGAUUGAUUCUCUGUCCUGCAUUGGAAUGGCUAUGUCUGUCAUUGUAUGUACUGUGAUAACUGCAGUUAAUUGAAAAAUUGAAUUGACAUUUUAACACUAACAGUUUUGACAUGUUAGACAGUCCUCAGUCCCCUCAGAGGUCUGGAGUGUUCUUUCAGUGCCCCUCAACAUCCAUGAGGGUCACAUCGGUGCCUGGGGAAUGCUGGGCAGUGGCUGCAAUGCUGUGAGAGGCAUGGCAGUGCCCAGAUAUGUCCCAGCUGUGACACUGGACCAGGCUGCUGGCCACUUCAGCCACAUGAGUCCAAUUCACAUCACCUGGACAACACAAACAAGAUCAGAGCAGUGUUGUGGUGAUGUGUGGAAGCCACUCAGUAUGUGUUGACAUCGUUGCCACAAUGACGGCUGGUUUCUUGCCUCAGGAAUGUGGAUGUUUCAAGUUUGUUGGCAAGAAAAUUGAAUAUCUACACACCAUGCCGGGAUCUUAGGUGAUUCUCAGUAAUUGUGUCCUUUUGGCUGUCUCAUGAAAGACGCAAGUAAUUUAAAACUGUAGAGUGGUAAGAUCUUAAGCACAUGAGUGUCUACCAGCAUUAUGUGCAGACUGUUGUCACUCAGACUGUCAUGUCUCACCAUGGAUGAAGACAAGAGAAGCAGCAUGUUUAUCUAAAGUCCACAUUUGUCACAGUUCUGUACAUAUUUGGGUUAAGAUUGUUGAUAGUUCAUAUAACCUUGUCAAAGAUCAGGACAUCAUCCCUCCUUCCAAACAUGAGUCCAAAGUGUGUGUACCAGAAGGAAUGCACAAGCAAGUGGCUGCUAUGAUAAAAGACAUGCCAAGAUCCCAAAGCUGUGACAGACAGAGCGACAGAGAGCAAUACGUACACAACACAACACAACACAGCGUACUGAGCGUCAUCAUGUCCACACCAACCAAGUCCUGCACCACACUACCUAGUCUGACAACCGGCAAUAGGCAGAACAUAUAUGUAGGUUUUCCAAGGCUGACUACACCACUAACUAUAUAGCAUUAACAUGUCAUUGCAUACCAUCCAUCAUCUUCAUGCCAAUCACGUGCCCAGGGAACAGGCCCUGCUGGAGCCCUUGUCCCUUGCAGGUCUCAUUCUAAGGAGGAAGCCACCAGAGACAACCUGCCCACAGUCAUCACCUCCAUCUCUCCAUUCUCUAGCCAUGUAUUGCUUGGUGCUGGCUGGCUGGUGUCUCUCUCUGGUGUGCUGCCUCCUCCAGUGCCUCAGAAUUUAGUGUAGGAAUGGAUAAAUGCUGUAACUUUUUUUAUUCUUUUUUUCCUGAUGCACCUGAUGUUGACAGUGUUGUGGUUUUCUUCCUCAGAAGGUGUGUAGGGUGAAACAUUGAGCUUGUGUGUGUGUGUGUGUGUGUGUGUGUUUGUAGGGUCAGGGAAUAAGGAAGCUUCACCCCCUUCAGUGACUGCUUGGAGGCAGCCAGUCAUACAUACAGUAUCUUGAAUGUCUUGAGGAAAUCACAAUGCUUGAGUUUUGGUGCAGCGAUCGUUGUUAUAGCAGCAACAUAUCAGACCUUCCAAGUGUUGAACAUAAUGUAAGAAGUCUGAUGUUUUUGUAGCUUUGUAUCAUUGUGAAGGUUGCCAGGCACACAAUAGGGAGCUUGGGAGCCCUGUUGUAGUGAGGAUGUACCAGUGGUGGAGUCCAGUGCUGUUCAGGGAGGUGACAGAUGCCUCUUGUCAGAAGGAUUUAAAGUUCAAUCUCACUCUCAAUGAGAUCAAAGCAUCCUGAGUUGCAAGUGAUGGUAUUUCACUGGCAUUUGUAAGCAUUCACAUAAUCAAAAAUUUCAAUUACAACUGAAGAUGAGGAGGAGGAGGAGAUGCAAAGUGUGCAUAGACAGAUUCAUUCUCAAGUUUGAAGACUGACUUAAAGAUGCGACAAUUUGGCUUGACACUUUAGCCAAGUGUCACAGUGUUAACGACUGAAUGCUGCUGUUUUCAAUGCUGUGUCGUUGCAGUAGAUCCAAGACCACUACUGAAAAGGUUAUGUCUUCUUGUUGCCUCAGAAUAGUAAGCAGGUUUGCAAUCCUCUUCCUGCAAUAUUAAGUACAAAAAAUUAAUUCAAGUAGUCUUGUUCAGAUUUUCAUUUCAUACUAAUCACUCUUCCUCAACUGGAGGCCGAGAACUGACAGCUUGAUUGGCAAACUGAGAGACCGUGAGUGCACCGUGACCAGGUGUGCACUUUAUGUAGUGGUCAGAAGACAGUGACAGGAGGUGAUGAGUGCGUCAUUGUUGGUUGUGCAGGUGGCACAGUCUUGCAAGGCGUUGUGGAGAACAGAGGCAUCAUGUUGAACGUCAUUGGAGGAACAUGCACACCUGACCCGUAUUAUCAUAUGUCUGUCUGUCAUGCUUGUGUCCAGUGGUCUGACUUUUAAUAUCUAUAACAUAUAUUACUAUUGAACUUUGUAAUUGAUGUGCUUGAAAUUAGAAGGGAGAGAAGAGGGCCUGGAAGCCAGCGCCAGUGCCCUGCCUCCUCCAAGGUCUAGAGUGUGAGGCCGUUACCUUGAAAGUAAUGAAGGAAUUCGUGGGGUUCUGACAACACAAAGCUUGAGUUGUACCUCCUCCUAACACAAAUGUGAAAAAAAAGCCUUCUAGAUUAACUUAUAAGCCAUUGUGAGAGAAAACAGGUGCAAGAUUAGAAAAUUUUCCAGUGUAAAGUAAUUGAUGGAUCUAAAGACUGUAAUGGCAAGUAAGGGUAACUGUAACCAGUGUGGGAAGGGCUUGGUAGUUCAGUGCAAAGAACAUCAUGGAAGAAAAUGGAGAGGUAGGAUUAUAAAAUGUGCUGCUUGAAUUGGAGUAAAUGAAUCAUUGACUAAAGAAUGCAUGUUGAGAGAUGCAUUUGUGUAACAGUGAAGUGUUGGUGUGAGUGAGAAUGAUGGUGUACAUGAGGGCAAAAGAACAGAGAGAGAGAGAGAGAGAGAGAGAGAGAGAGAGAGAGAGAGAGAGAGAGAGCUGUGUUUACUCUUCCUAGAGGAUUCUUAGGGAUGGAGUUUAAAGUUAAGGGGGCUUGACACAAGAUACCCCAGCAAUGGUAUGAUGUUAUGGAGUGUUCAGUGUUUGUAUCUGUGUUGCUACUGUAUGUGAAUUGACCUGACGCUGUAGACCUUGUCCUUCUCCACCUGCCACACGCUUAUCACUCGCUACCACAGCCUCACCCCAGCUGGUCUUGGUGAGUCAGGAGUGUAGGUAGUGUACUGUAGAUCCACUUCUCAUUAAGGAGUAAUAAUAAUAAUGCUGAUAAACUAUGAUGAUAAUAAUAAUAAUGAUAAACUAUAUUUUCUCAAGCCAUUGCACUAUUUUUGGGAAAGCUGCAUAACUUGGCACUGCAAUGGUUAUUUGAGGCAUACAAGAGGAGAGUGGUGAGCCAAGUUGACGUCCAGUCCCCUGCCUGUUUCAUGUUAGCUACGGUGUUAGGGUUACUACUCCAUGCGCUGCUUUCUUUCCCCACAUUGUUAGAGAGAAAAUAUACAGUCAGCCGAGAGGAAAAAUGAGGCUUAUAAAAAGGGAGGAAUGUACAUCAUGUGUAGACUAUUAUUGUAGUGUGAUGUGUCUCCCUUUAGGUGCUUGGUGGCUGACUCGGACCCUCUCCUGUGUCGAGGGUCCAGCCAGACGCAACACUGAGCUGAGGUGGGAAGUGUAGCGACUCCUUAUUGCUUCACACUUCCUGGGUGAGUCAUUCAUUGCAGGUGUUUUGUACAUGCUUAAUUGGACUACCCAUCACUUGUGUCAUUACCGUGUCAUAGAGCAAACACACACACACACACACACACACACACACACACACACACACACACACACACACACACACACACACACACACACACACACACACCUAUUCACUCAUUCACUCCAAUCUGAAAAAGAGAAAAUUGUAUGAAUCUUUAUUUCUGCACAGGAAAACAAAAGAAGACACUACUGUAUUAAGUUUUUGACCCACAUUGUCAACAAAAAAAUCUCAUAAAAACACAAAAAAAACAAUGAUAUAUAUUAAAAAAGAAAACAUUAUUUGUAUAUGAUUUAUGGAAAGAGUUUUGUAUGUGGAUGCAGGUUAGAUUUAGGUUUGUAGCAACAUUCUAAAACAAAAAAAACAGAACUCACACUGCUGAUACUGUUUAACUAAAGUGUUUUAUAAUGAUGGAGCAACAACAUGCAUUGUGCUGUUAAUUAUAAUGUAAAUAAAUCUUGUUUUCUGUACA